This is a messenger RNA of Armigeres subalbatus, 2044 nucleotides long. RefSeq lists its product as uncharacterized. The transcript has 4 exons. Lineage: Eukaryota; Metazoa; Arthropoda; Insecta; Diptera; Culicidae. Bases 107 to 2044 code for a protein of 645 amino acids. The record is from RefSeq and is a predicted model, not a curated record.
GCUUCGAAGGAUUUAUUAGUUUAAUUUUUUUUUGUUGGAGACAUCGCGUUAAGUUUGUGUUUCAAGAUAUUUUUUUCUGAUUUGCUGACAUCCAACAACAAUUUCGAUGGAUCAGCCAAAGCUCAUACCAUGGAAACAAUAUGAAAAAUGUUAUCGCUUUGUCAAGCAGAAGUCCGAGAAGAAUUUUGAAGUGGCGUGUACUUUAUGUCCUACAAGUGCGGCUAAUAUAAGUUGUGGAUACUCAUCUUCAGCUAAUUUAAGAAGCCACUUGAUGAGGAAACAUGCAUGGAACGAUGAAAAAUUCCAAACGGAGUUGAAUACUGGGAAGAGAAAACGAGACAACGAUACCAGAACCAUGCCGAUCACGCAGAAAGUCUUGCAUGAUGCCGUUGACGCCCUUAUAAUUAAUGAAGGUCUGGACUUUAGCAUCGUUGAUUCCAUUUAUUUUAAAAGAAUAGCUGAGUUGGGAUUAGCAGACAGUAUGACGGUUGGAUGUCGACAAUCACUAACAAAACGUAUGGAUGACAGGUUCCAAGAAAUGCUUGAGAAAAUGAAGAAACAGCUAUUAUCUGUGAAGUAUGUGGCUACAACUGCAGAUUGCUGGACUAAGUUCCGAAGGAGUUACUUGGGAAUGACUCUGCACUGGAUCGAUGAAGACACCACAGAAAGAAAAUCAGCUGCUUUAGCGUUGAAAAGGAUAAAAGGAAGACAUACAGCAGAUGUUUUAGCCGCUGCUAUUUUUGGUAUCCAUGUAAGUUUUGAGCUACUCUCCAAGGUUCGUCGAUGCACAACGGACAGUGCUGCUAAUUUGAUGAAAGCAUUUCGUGUAUAUGCAUGCGAAGAAGACCACAUGGAAAGUAGAGACGAAGGGCCAAGUUCUGCCGUGGAAGAAUUAGAUAUCGUUGAUGUGGAUUUGUUGCUAACCAACGAAGAAGGCGAAGAAAAAGAUUACCGUUUGCCGCCUCAUCAGAGAUGUGCAAGCCACAUAUUAAAUCUCGUUGCGUCUACCGAUGCACAGAAAGUAGAAGCAAAAAAGUUCAACCAAGCACGAAGCUGCGCAUUGGAAAAGUUGAAGACUUGGUGGAAGCUACAAAGCAAGUCAUCGGUAGUUGCAGAUGUCAUAAAGGAUUGCAUCGGAGUAACAUUAACAGUUCCAGUAAAGACCAGGUGGAAUUCUGAAUAUGAUUCCAUUGCACAAAUAUGCAAUAUAAUAGAUAAAUCUCCAGAAAAGCUUCAAGCAGCAAUUAAUAAAGCAGGGUUGCCUAAGCUUGAUCCACAAGAUAUCUGUUUCCUCAAGGAGUAUGUAUGGGUAUCGCAACCAGUUGCUUAUACGCUCGAUAUACUACAAAGAGCAAAGUAUAUGUACAUGGGCUUUUUGCUACCGGCCAUUUAUGGACUACAACGAAACUUGGAAAAUAGAAAAUUGAAGGAUGGAAAACGUCUGAAGUACUGUUUACCUUUACACGAGAAUCAGAUUGCAGCGCUUACUACCGAUCGGCGUUUCGGAAUUAUGAUGAACGAGACAGAUCUAAUAGUGGCCACUUGUUUGUUACCACAAUUCAAAUUAGAUUGGGACGGAGUACGACAGCACGAAAAACGCGAGGAAAUUCGGUGCUUAAUACUCACAGAGAUGGAGAAAAUCGAUGUAAGCCGUAAUAACUCAGAUGACCAGAAAGCCAGUAAUGUGUCGAGAAUGUCGUCCAAUGAAAAUGAGUUAGAUGAAGAGGCAGAUUUUUUUGGAAUAGCAACACAAAAUUGUGAAACAACGGAUGAAGCCGAUGAGUCUUGCUUGGAAGAAUUUAACCGAUUUCUACGUACUCCUGCUGAUAUGUCAAUAGCAGCAUGCUAUGGUAUCAUUAACAAGAAACCAUUCCCCAGGCUGAAACAAUUGUUCUUGAAGUAUAAUACAGCGUUACCUGCAAGUGCUAGUGUCGAAAGACUAUUCUCGCUUGUUGGUGCUGUAUUUAGGCCUGGAAGAGCAAACCUUAGUGAUACAAAACUAGAGCAACAGUCGCUGUUGUCGGCUAAUGCCGAAUUAUUCUAA